Messenger RNA from Quercus robur (English oak), 1244 nucleotides. RefSeq names its product expansin-A15-like. Lineage: Eukaryota; Viridiplantae; Streptophyta; Magnoliopsida; Fagales; Fagaceae. The transcript has 4 exons. Gene Ontology annotation, cellular component: extracellular region. Bases 16 to 765 code for a protein of 249 amino acids. The record is from RefSeq and is a predicted model, not a curated record. Gene Ontology annotation, biological process: plant-type cell wall organization.
CCCAACAGCUCAAAGAUGAGUCAGGAAAUUACAAAAAAAAUGGCACUUUUUGGUUUCUUUCUAGUGGGGUUUAUCUCAAUGAUCACAUCUGUUCAUGGGAAUUAUGGAGGUUGGAUAAAUGCUCACGCCACUUUUUAUGGUGGAGGUGAUGCUUCUGGGACAAUGGGUGGGGCUUGUGGAUAUGGAAACCUGUACAGCCAGGGUUAUGGGAUUAGCACUGCAGCACUGAGCACUGCAUUGUACGACAAUGGCCUCAGCUGUGGAGCAUGCUUUGAAAUUAGGUGUGUAAAUGAUCCACAAUGGUGUCUCCCUGGCUCCAUUGUGGUCACUGCCACAAAUUUCUGCCCACCAGGCGGCUGGUGUGACCCUCCUCAACACCACUUUGACCUCUCUCAGCCUAUCUUCCAACAUAUUGCACAAUAUAGAGCUGGGGUUGUUCCUGUAAUUUACAGAAGGGUGAGGUGCAGGAGAAGAGGAGGUAUUAGGUUCACCAUCAAUGGCCAUUCAUACUUCAAUUUGGUCCUAGUCACUAAUGUCGGUGGGGCUGGUGAUGUGCAUUCUGUGGCUAUCAAGGGUUCAAGAACUGGCUGGCAACCACUGUCAAGGAAUUGGGGCCAAAACUGGCAGAGCAAUUCAUACCUCAAUGGACAAAGACUCUCUUUUCUUGUCACAACAAGUGAUGGCCGCAGUUUGGUUUCAUACAAUGUUGCUCCGGCUAGUUGGUCCUUUGGACAAACAUAUACUGGCAGGCAAUUUCGUUAUUAACCAUCCCUAGCCAUAAUUAACCUCUAUUAAGCAUUGUUACAUAUAUAGUGUCUACUAAAGUAUGGUAUAAGGCUAUAUGGUCAAAAAAAUCUUAUAGAUUUUAGAUAAAUAUUGGCUCAAAAUGAAAGGGGUUGCUUUAAAAGGGCCCUUUUCAAUUUGAAAUAUGAGUGUGAGUUUUUGUAGUUCAUGUUAUGCUUUGUUUUGAAGCCUGUAGAACUUGUUUAAUUAGCAGAGAGUGAGAGAGAGAGAGAGAGAGAGAGAGAGAGAGAUACUCUGUUAAUGGAAGUUUGGUAGUAUAAUUAUUUACUACAUGCCACCAGACGUCAAAUUAUGGAAGUAUUCAAUAGUGCUUUAUAUCAGAAGGCAUCCAUGCUUGCUUCUGUAAGGUUAUGGUCACAUGCUUUAAUAAGCUGCAUGUGCCUCUGUCUGUAUUUAAGAUAUUAUUUGAAUUUUAUAGUAGAAUUUAACUUUUUCUAGCC